AUGAGGGCUCCUGGGGACAGGCACUCGGCCGCUCAGAACUCGGAACCCGAUCCUGCUCGGAUACCACUGCUGGAACAAAGGGCCUCCGGGGUCCCAAGAUGGAACCCUCCCAUGGGUGAGUGCCCUUCAGUAUCGCCUCCUCCACCUCAUACGCCUCCUCAAUCUUACUUCCGAGGCCCCCGAGUUAUUCACACAGCUGUGUUCAGCGGUGUGCCUAUGCUGGCGACUCCCAUGCCCGUAAGCUACCUGUGUCCGUACUGCGGGAACUACAUCGUCACGGUGACCACCCCGAUCCCGGGGAUCCUCACCUGGUUGCUGUGUACAGGCCUCUUCAUGUUUGGGUGUGUCCUGGGCUGCUGCCUCUUCCCCUUCUGCGUGGACAGUUUAAUGGACGUGAGUCACACGUGUCCCGUGUGCCGGCGGGAACUCUUCCGCUACCAACGCCUGUGAACCUCCACGAAAUAAAUGUCUAAAAAGUGACCUUUCCCUGCCUGUGUCUGUGCUACUGGGGU
Messenger RNA from Myotis daubentonii (Daubenton's bat), 512 nucleotides. RefSeq names its product LITAF domain containing (gene LITAFD). NCBI's taxonomy places the organism in Eukaryota, Metazoa, Chordata, Mammalia, Chiroptera, Vespertilionidae. Gene Ontology annotation, cellular component: cytoplasmic side of lysosomal membrane; cytoplasmic side of late endosome membrane; nucleus. Gene Ontology annotation, molecular function: zinc ion binding. Gene Ontology annotation, biological process: regulation of cytokine production. The record is from RefSeq and is a predicted model, not a curated record.